Molecule: messenger RNA, 363 nt
Organism: Mycetomoellerius zeteki
Lineage: Eukaryota; Metazoa; Arthropoda; Insecta; Hymenoptera; Formicidae
Product: THAP domain-containing protein 2-like
Exons: 3
Coding region: 1-363 (120 amino acids)
Source: RefSeq, a predicted model, not a curated record
AUGGCCGCAUUUUGCAACAAAAUGGAUGCGAUUUGCGGUAUAGUUCGUGCAAUUAAUGCCUUCCAAGCCUAUGACAUCACGUCCACUGCUAUCAUAAUGCCUGGCUGUGUAGCCGAUUAUUGUGUUAAUUCCGCCAAAAAGGGAUAUAAAAUGUGCCGCUUCCCACGAGAUCCAAAAAGACGUGAAAUUUGGACUAAAAACAUGGGACGACAGGAUUGGUCUCCGUCCAAUAAUUCAGUGUUAUGUGAGAUACACUUUCAUGCAGAAAUAUGGACUGAAUCGAAAAAUGGAAACGGCAAGCGCAUACUGAAAAAAGAUGCUGUUCCAACUGUGUUUGGUGAGUUUGUAGUUCAAAAUACAUAG